AAGUAAUUUCUAGAAAUACAUAAACCCUUCUUGAGCCUCUCGUUAAUUCCACUUCCCUGUGAGCAGAUCUCUCUCUCCGCUGAGAAUCAUGAGAAGAGCCACAACUCUCGCGUCCUCCAUCCUCUCCCGAACACUUGCAGCCACCCACGACGGCGGCGCUGCCACCGCUGCUGCCGCCAACUGCCGCCUGCUCCAGGCGGCACUCUAUUGUACAGGCGGUACAGGCAGUUCCUACAAACAUCAACAUUGGUUCUCUCGGCUUUGCAAUACCUGCUCUGCGCGAGCUGCGUCUAUUGGGGUUGCUGGAGCUUUGGUUUCCGCGGCUGCUGCCACAUCCAUUUCUCAAGAAGCCUAUGCGAAGGAGCCGCCUCCGCCGGAACUUGUGCCUAAGGACGUUGUUCUUUACCAGUAUGAAGCUUGCCCUUUUUGCAAUAAAGUUAAAGCAUUUCUUGACUACUAUGAUAUACCAUACAAAGUUGUGGAAGUCAACCCAAUUAGCAAGAAAGAGAUCAAGUGGUCUGAUUAUAAGAAGGUGCCUAUACUGAUGGUGGAUGGUGAACAGCUUGUUGAUUCAUCAGUCAUCAUUGAUAAGUUGGGCAGCAAGGUAUCUAAGAAAAAGAUUGAUUUGGCCUCAAGUAAUGGUGGUGAAGAGGAAAAGUGGCGUCGGUGGGUGGAUAAUCACUUGGUACAUGUCCUAUCUCCAAACAUAUACCGCAAUACUUCUGAGGCUCUUGAAUCCUUUGACUAUAUCACAAGCAAUGGAAAUUUUAGCUUCACAGAAAAAAUUACAGUGAAGUAUGCUGGAGCUGCAGCAAUGUAUUUUGUGUCCAAGAAUUUGAAGAAGAAAUAUAACAUUACAGAUGAGCGUGCUGCCUUGUAUGAAGCUGCAGAGACAUGGGUGGAUGCUUUAAAUGGCCGAGAGUUUCUUGGAGGAUCAAAGCCGAAUUUGGCAGACCUUGCUGUUUUUGGAGUAUUAAGACCCAUCCGGUAUCUGAGGUCCGGUAGAGAUAUGGUGGAGCACACCCGAAUAGGAGAGUGGUAUACAAGGAUGGAGCAUGCUGUGGGGGAAUCUUCAAGGAUUAAGGCUUAAACCAGAAUUCAUUGCUAUGCUUUCUGCUUCAUUUUGGUUUCCAUCUUCAAUCGCCUCAGUAAACAAUCGUACCAGCUGAGAACAUGAGACUUAACAAUUUUUUUACCAAACAAUUUUGUUAUUGUGUGAUUAUUAUACAAAACAGAAUCCCAAUACCCUAAUCAAUUAUCAAAAUUAUUAUUCUGAGAAUUUACAAAAAUAAAUAAAUUCUGGAUGUAACUGCAAUUUUCCUAA
This is a messenger RNA of Hevea brasiliensis (rubber tree), 1324 nucleotides long. RefSeq lists its product as uncharacterized. Gene Ontology annotation, cellular component: mitochondrion. The coding region runs from base 89 to 1090 and encodes 333 amino acids. Lineage: Eukaryota; Viridiplantae; Streptophyta; Magnoliopsida; Malpighiales; Euphorbiaceae. The transcript has 6 exons. Gene Ontology annotation, molecular function: prostaglandin-E synthase activity. The record is from RefSeq and is a predicted model, not a curated record.